AUGUUCAUUCAUUGGGCAUGUUAUUUAGGUUUGAUCGAUGAGGACAAAAAUACAGGCUUAUUGAAUGAGUUUCCACAGUUUGUAAAGAAGUCAUUGGUGUCCAAUGUUGUGUUGUUCUUGUUGGAUGAAGCAUCGGCACCGAUACACAAGUAUAUACCUACUCGAGUACAUAUGACUUGGGUGAUGGACUUGGUGGAACAGGGUUUCUUGCUGCCAAUGACCGAGUCACAAUCGAUUUUGGCAUGUGUCGAGCUGUAUCGACGCUGGCUGUUCGAUGCCAAGUGGCGUCCACCACCCCUGGACAAGGACGACGAGGAUGCCUUCAAGCUGCGGAUCAUGGAGCAGCUCACACUGGUGUUUCAACCACGCAACCUGCCGUCCAAGGAGGCGGUGGACAUGCACAUUGUGCUGUGCCAGAAGGUGCUACACGUGUUCCACGACAUCAACAAGCAUUAUAGUCAUCAGUUCUCUGACGAGCUGUUUGAGCACUGGAUUAAACUGCUGAUCGCCGUGGCCGACUGUCUACUGUGCGCCAACUCAAUCGCCCAUGAGUCAUUUGUUCGCGCGCUCAGCACACAGUUGAUCAAGGUGCUGUUCGAAGUGCUGAUACACUCGCGAACCAAGAACAACACGCUCUGGAUCAAGUUGAAUGAGCUGGCAAAGGGCUGGCUUCAUCACACAGCCUCAAUCAAUCAGUGGAACGACAUAUGUCUGGCUCUCACUCAACCCCUGAUCAACACAUACUUUAGCAACAACGGCGCGACGUCAGGUCGUCUGAUCCCGGUCAGCCUGGAGGACGGCGCUCACACGAUAACCGUGGAGAUCAGUCGCGACUACUUGCUGUUCCUCUGGGGAAUGAUGACCAACAUCAUUGGCAACCCCAACGCCAUCAAGAACCCAGCCGGUUUCUCAUCGGCCAUGAUAGGCAUGCAACAACAGAUUGGCUUGUUCCUCAAGGCCACCAACGAUGGCAACUCCAUCCUCACAUUAUUCGGACAGUACCUGUUCGAGGCCGUCAAGCCUGUACGUGCUGGCUUUGAAGAGGGUGCGUCAUUCGCCGUCGAGACACUGUGCACAAUCUUCCAGACAUGCUCUCCAACCAACACAUUCGAAUCACUAUACGUUGCCAGCUACUACUCGAGCCUUUGCUCGGCGCUGUGGAGCGAGGGCAGGGUCUUGCACUCGGCGAUCAUUCACUCACAGUUCUUGCUCAACUCCAACAUGCCAGGCUGCAGGAUUCUCGUCCCUUCAUUCGUUCGUGCUCUUAGUCGCGUUCUCACCACAUCCAAGACCAACAGCAAUGAGUCGUUGCGCAAUGCAUCUGUUCGCCUACUGGGCCAGAUAUCGAGUCUGUCCACAGCAUUUUCAAGCCUCUCGUUCAAAUGUUCAGGAUUCAUGGAGCAACAGAUGAUGGAUUCAUACCCCGCACUGCCAGUGGAUGUGGCCGAGCGUCUGGACAUUGGUCAGCCAUUGCUCAACACAUACUCUGACCUCAAGUGCCAUGUGGCACACCUCGUGCUACAUGCCCUCAACACUGAGAUGGUGCCUGGCAAUCUGACCACGUUGAUGUGGUACGUGUUGCAGUUCCAACUAGAGCAUCCAAAUGAUGUCGCCGUAGACAACUUUAUCGUCAUUGCCACCAACAUACUCUUGAAGAAGACGGUCGCUAUCAUUCCAGCAGGCCCUAGCGCAGGCUAUCAGUGGACGGGUGAGGUUGCCGUACACGCCCUACAGAUCCUGUCCGAGAUGGCAGACCAUCACACUUCCAUCCCGCGAUUCAGUCAACUGGCUCAUAGUGUCGUCAAGAAGCUCACCAGAUACAUCCACGCACGAUGCCAGGAUUUGUCAAUGUCGUCGGACACUGAGGAGAUGGUGGCCACUGCCCUGUCCACCGUUGCCCAUUGGGCGAUCGUUGACGGCUGGCUACUGGACAACAAUUGUAAAUAUGACACUAGUACCCUAUACGAGUUGAUUGGAGCCAUCUGUUCAGCAUUGGGCGAUCGAUCAUCGAGACUCGAUUCACUUCCCAUCACUUCGUCGACAAGCGCACAAAAGUCCUUAACCGUGCCAUCAUCGUCUUUGUCACGACCGACCACACCCCCGCCACAACCAAACAUACCUCAGAGGAUCAAGGAGAUGGCGCAACACACCUUGGACAUCAUUUUGAACAGGACGUGCCAGUUCCCCAACGCCUACAACUCGGGUGUGCGCGGACUCACUUCAUCGCAGUGGACCGAGACAGAGGUGAUUGCCUCCCUUCGCAGCCAGGCCAAGAAGAGAGGAUACGACAAAUUCCCCGCCGAACAGUGCGUGAGAGUGUUUGCAUUGGGAGAGUCUAUCAUGUUGACCCUGAUCGACCAGCCCUUUGGCGACGAUGGCCCGUUCGUCACGGUAGUCCUUCGUGACUGCACUGGUCGCUACGUGAUGAACACUUCGUCAGCAUUUGUUCCAUUUACGCCCCGUCUCGAUAGUUUGGAGACCAUAUCUACUGAGGGCGAGAUACUCAUCACGGGCGCAACGAUGGUGCCGGCAACGAUGCCGCCACCACUCGACCUGAGCAAGUCCGUACUUGUCAAGACUGCCAGCGAGCUGUACGACCUCACUGGCGAGGAGUAUACGGCACUCAACGACCACCUGUCCAAAUCGAUCAACUUUGAGUUCAAACAACAGGAUGAUGAGCUGCUCAAGAAUGAAGAGAGAAUCCUAAAGCAAUCGAUCUAUGGCUACAACUGCGACACUACAGUCCGUCCACCCGCCCCUCCAAGCACGCUCUACCAAUCACAGAACAAGUUCAUUCUCUCGCGUACCAUGCUGUCGCACCUUGGUCUUUUGUCGUCCGAUGCCAAGAGUCGGCUGAGUAUCAUGGACAGCUCUGCACAGAUGUUCCAGGCACUGGACACACUUGACCAAGCUUCCGAACGAGCUCAGAUUAGGAUUGGCGUUGUAUUGAUGCAGAGAGAUGACACGACAGAAGAGGAGAUACUGAGCAAUGUAGCAUCGCCCAAGACUCAUAUGGACUUUAUGCACAUGGUGACAUCACUUGGUUGGAUGGUCGACCUCGCCACGCAUGAGGGCUACAUGGGCGGACUUGAAGUCCGUGGCCAUCAUGGCAGCGUUGCGCCCUACUACGCUAGCAGUCUGCAGGAAUGCAUCUUCCAUGUGCCUUCAAUCAUGCCCAAUGCUGGAACGAGUGUCGAGCAUAAGAAACGACUGAUGAGUCAGAACAAUGUUGUUAUCAUUUGGUACACGGGAACGAUGGAGCAGUACGAGGCCGGUGUGCUCAGUGGUCACUGCAUGGCAAAUCGUGUUCAGAUCGUCGUAACACAGACACCACAACAUCAGAAUCUAUAUCGUGUGCGACUGUUCAAGGGUGCGCACACCAAGGUCAACCUGGGCUUGAGCCACGACAUUGUCACGAGCAAGCAAUCACUCGCCACAAUACUGCGGUCGCUAUCCUUCCAGGCCUUCCUCCAGAUCAACACACCGUACGAGCAUCCAUUCAUUCAAAGGAAGAAGCUGAUACAGGAGAUUGCUCAAUCAUUCAUGAGGGAGAACAUGGCACAGCACCAGACCUUUGGCUACAUGUUCCAGCCACUCGAUGAGUACCAACUACACAAGACACCAAUGCCAGUGACACCGGGCAUUGAAACCCUUCUCUCCAACAUCGAGCAGCCCAUAACGUAUGAGUUCAAGCAGGCCAAGGUCACAACACACAAGCGACAAGGUUCGACACAGGGUGCGUCCCCACCAGCAGGAUGGGUAGUGUCGUCAAGUAGUCAUCGAGCAUCACAGAAUCCAAAGCCAAUCAUUCAAACAUCGCCGAUGACUUCAUCACCUCCACCAAGGACCAUGCCAACAUCGACUACAACGUCAUCCCCUCCCCCAAGGACCAUGCCAACAUCCAACACCUCAUCACCUUCACAACCAAUUUCACCAACGUCAGGUCCAGUGCACAGGGCUUCCUUUACAGUGCCAUCACAGGGAAUACCUAGGUCUACAAUGCCCACACCUAUAUCUUCGCCAUCAUCACAACCUACUACCCCUACAACUACUACUUUUAAGAGCUCAAAUCCGCCACCGCAGCCAUCCAGUGCUCCAGUGCUCAAAUCGUGGAGUGGCGUUCAGCCGUCCACCACCUCUGUUACAGCUCCAAUACAACCAUCCAGUAGCACAGCCAAGCCACCAUCAUCCAGCAGCAGCAGCAGCAGUAGCAGUAGUAGUGGAGCCAAGCCACCAACCACUGGUAUCCAAACAGCCAGGAAUUUCUUUACCAAGCGGUGA
Molecule: messenger RNA, 4281 nt
Organism: Acytostelium subglobosum LB1
Lineage: Eukaryota; Evosea; Eumycetozoa; Acytosteliales; Acytosteliaceae
Exons: 2
Coding region: 1-4281 (1426 amino acids)
Biological process (GO): activation of GTPase activity; regulation of small GTPase mediated signal transduction
Molecular function (GO): GTPase activator activity
Source: RefSeq, a predicted model, not a curated record